UAAAAGGAGUUGCGCUGCAGACACACGGCGCGGGCGAUCUCCUUUUAUCGUUUCCUUCCGAACACGCUAUGGAAAGCAUGGCGCUAGAUUCUGAAACAAAACCAGUUAGAAUAAACCAACGUAUUUCAAUAUAGAAAUUAGAAACGUACUAUAAUAUGCUUGUUUUAGUGAAUUUAGAUACAGUUUAUUCGAAAAGGUUAAAUUAAAGAAGAUUUAAUAAGGUAGCUUCAAGAGUCUUCGCAGAAGUAGCAAAUUUUACAUGUUCGUCUAGCAACCUUGGGCCACUGUUUACAUCGGAGUCAACAUGGAGGUCGAGAAUAUGGGGGACUGCACGGACACGAAGGAAAAAGUCGAAAUAGCAUGCAUUUUGGCAAGGAUUCUUGCUGCAGAGAGCGAAGCAGACGCCGCAAAGGCAGUCAAAGACCGUAUUAAGCGGCAGUUGCUACUCAACGGGUGUACAUUUUAUGCCUUGGCGCUUCCCACGAGAGUCUGCAACCGAUCGACGUGGGCUUUCAUCCGCCACGAAAAGUGGUUCGAGGAGACUGUGCCUCACCUCGGUGGCCACAACUUCAAGCAGUCGUUUCGAGUGAACCCCUCAACGUUCCGGUUUCUCGUGGAAAGUCUGCGCCAUGUGCUCGAAAAACAAGUUACCAACAUGCGUGACCCGAUCACUGCGGAAAAGCGUGUCGCCAUUGGCCUCUACAAAUUGUGCUCUUCUGCCGAAGAUAGAACUGUGGCAAACCUCUUCGGCGUUGGGCGCUCAUCCGUCAACGUCAUUUACAGAGAGUUUUGCGCAGCUGUUGUCUCUGUGCUCGAAAGUGACUGGAUCAGAAUGAUUACUGAAGAGGAAAUGCCUAGGCACAUCCAAGAGUUCGAAGCCGUGUGCGAUUUCCCUCAAGCUGUCGGUGCCCUUGAUGGCUGCCAUUUCCCUAUUUCGCCUCCAAAGAAGUACGCCACCGACUACUACAACUACAAGGGUUGGCACAGUAUUAUCCUACUAGCAUUGGUCGACCACAAGUAUCGAUUCAGAUACUGCAAUGUCGGUGCCCCAGGACGCUGCCACGACGCACAUGUGUUUGGUGUUUCACGGCUGUCGAAGAUUGUCAACAGUCCCCUUUUCAAAGCACCUGUUGCCGCAGUGGGUACCACAGCAGUCCCACCGAUAAUAUUAUGCGAUCAAGCAUUUCCACUAACCCCAAACCUCAUGAAGCCAUUUGGACACCGAACUGUCAUCAGUGAAGCUGAAAGGAAUUUCAACUGUCAUUUAUCUGGAGCAAGGAGGAUAGUUGAAAACGCAUUCGGAAGGCUAAAGGCCCGGUUCCGUUUCAUUGCGAAAAGAAUGGAGUGUUCUGUUGGCAAUGCCCGUUUGGCUAUACGAGCAUGCUGCGUGCUCAAUAACAUUUGCGAGCACUUCAACGACAGUGUCCACCCACAGUGGUUCAGUGAGGUGCAGCAGUCCAAUGCUACAUUUCCACAGCCAUCACGCAGAACAGAAGCUGAAAUUGGAAAUGCAUCCGCCAUCAGGACAGCACUUGUGGAAUAUUACAAGCGAAGGAACUGAACGCAAGAGUCCCAAGAAUCAGCAACAAUUGUGGAACACCAUGUCAGUUUUUACUAAAAAACUUCA
This is a messenger RNA of Dermacentor albipictus, 1627 nucleotides long. RefSeq lists its product as uncharacterized. Lineage: Eukaryota; Metazoa; Arthropoda; Arachnida; Ixodida; Ixodidae. The record is from RefSeq and is a predicted model, not a curated record.